Molecule: messenger RNA, 4568 nt
Organism: Fundulus heteroclitus (mummichog)
Lineage: Eukaryota; Metazoa; Chordata; Actinopteri; Cyprinodontiformes; Fundulidae
Gene: spry4
Product: sprouty homolog 4 (Drosophila)
Exons: 2
Coding region: 303-1457 (384 amino acids)
Biological process (GO): multicellular organism development; negative regulation of fibroblast growth factor receptor signaling pathway; negative regulation of MAP kinase activity
Cellular component (GO): membrane; cytosol
Source: RefSeq, a predicted model, not a curated record
CACUUCCCUCCCCCUCGGUGGUUGCAACAUCACAUCCACAGCUCUGCGUCCUCGACCGCAGUCGCCUUUUUUUUAAUGCGCCAAUGCGAGCGGAGAAAAUAGCGCUGGAAGAGCCGCUCGCCUUGCCGAUCUGGACUUAAACGUCUUUGGAGAUACUUGAAGCGCCGAGCCGCCCUACUGGACUAUAAGCGAAGCCUGCGCGCAGACGUCGAGCGUAACGAAGAGAUGAGAAUUGCGUCCUGAAACCCACUUACUGCUAAAUGCUGCUUUAGAGUGAAGACGUGCGAGGCACCAGCCAACACAUGGAGUCCAGGGUUCCCCACCACAUUCCCGGAGUGUCUUCUUCCCUCAUUUCUCAGCCUCUGCUGGACAGUCGAGUGCCCUACGGUCGUCUUCAGCAUCCUCUCACCAUUUACCCCAUUGACCAGAUAAAGUCGUCGCAUGUGGAGAACGACUACAUCGACAGCCCGGCAGUUGUGGCCCAGCAGCCUCUGAGCCAGAAGUCUGCGAACCGAAGAAUCACCUGGGUUGGUCAGAAUCACGAGGCCUUCCUUGGGGCCAAUCAUAAUCACCAUCACAAUCAUCAACAUCUGCUCCAUCAGCAGGGAAGGUGCGAGCCUCACCCUCACCCUCACCCGGACAACACCACCCACCCCUGGAUUUCCUUCAGCGGCAGGCCCAGUUCUAUUAGCAGCAGCAGCAGUACCUCUUCCGAUCAGCGGCUGCUGGACCACGCGGCGCCGAUCCCGACAGUGGAACACCACCCGAACUCAAACCAUCACCGGGGUCUCGUCAACACAAUCGCAACCCGAACUCCUGCCUAUUUCUCUUCCUCCGAGUCCAAAGGCCUGACCUCCUCUUCCUCUGCUUCCUCCUGCUCCUCUUCCGCGAAAUCGCUCGACCUCAAGUCCGCAAAGGUCCCUGCCGGAGACGUGUGCUCCACCGGGGUCCGGCAAGGACUGGCACUUAUCCCUUCCUCUCCAACCGAAAAGAAGCACCUGUUUGUCUGCGAGCACUGCGGGAAGUGCCGAUGCACCGAGUGCACGCUCCCUCGAACAUUACCCUCCUGUUGGGUCUGCAACCAGGAGUGCCUGUGCUCCGCCCAGAGCCUGGUAGACGCAGCCACCUGCAUGUGCCUAGUCAAAGGGAUCUUCUACCACUGCACCGAGGACGAGGACGACGAGGGCUCCUGCGCCGACAAGCCCUGCUCAUGUUCACAAGCCAACUGCUGCGCCCGCUGGUCCUUUAUGGCCGCCCUCUCCGUCGUCUUGCCAUGCCUAAUCUGCUACCUGCCAGCUACGGGACUGGCCAAGCUGGGACAGAAGUGUUAUGACAAUGUUAGCAGGCCUGGCUGCCGCUGCAAGAACUCGCAGGCGGGCGUGAGCGUCCCCGUUAGUAAAAACGGAGGGGUGGACGCAAAAGCCGGGACAGAUAAGCAGCAGCAGCAGCGGUCAUGAUAGUGGACUAAAUGAUCUGGCUGUGGCCUUGCGAGGAAAUGGACAAGGACCCCACUUGUUCGGUUACUACGGACUGGACAAUCCAACAGCACCCCAUUAAACCACCAUAUUUAUCUGCUGGAACAUGAUUAGUAAAACGACGGUACUUAAAAGGUUUCUUGAUCUAUGUUUGACAGUUUGGAUGAUUAAAAUGGGCCAUUUGAGAAUUGGUUAGUAGGGAUAGCCAACGGGUUCUGCAAGAGAUUUUAGUUUUUCUGUUCUGUGAAGGGUGAUGAGAACAAGAGACUGGAUCGCGUGGCCUCAUGUUUGGUUUUGUACCUCUCUGCUGCUCGAUAUUUUUCAGCUUAUUUUUCUAAUGCGAAGUUAAAAGAAACUGGUUGCUGAUUCCUCUGAUUGCGAAAAGGUUUUCAAUCCCAGCCAAUCCAGAAAAAAGCACAGCCCAGUGUCGCACCGGAAAGCAAGUGGUUAACUGGAGAAUGCUGUGGCUUUUAUGAUGGGCCGUUAAAAGAGACCGCUUUCUCUCAAUACAGUGAUAUUCACCAUCUUUAAAUUUUUUUAGUUACGCUAAAAGAUGCUAGCUUGGUAAUAUCUUGUCUCUGGAUUCUUAUUUUAACAGGGGGCUCUCUGAAAAAAAUCCUUAUUCAAGUUAAUAUAACAGUAAUUUUCCAUUUUCUUCACCUAAUUAUGUGCUGCAAGUGAGAAAUAAUCAAUUCACAGUUGUUCUUUUUUUUUUUCUUGGCUAGUAAAGCUUAGACCUUCUGAAAUAUUUUGAAUGCUGUUCACUGCUCCACCUCAGAUGUAAUGCAUGUCACGAUCUGCAUGCUCUAGUCUAAUGGUUAGCCACCGUGCUAGAAGUGGAUUUGUGGUAGAUGAAACGUGUAAAAAAAAAAAAGAAGAAAAAAAAAAGAAAAAGAUUUGAAAGGAAAAAAAUGAACAACCAACCUUCUCAGGGAUUGUUACACAGUAAUCUCCUCUAGAACUUGGCCUACUGCAUGUUGAAUUUUAAAACUGCCUAUAAGAGCCUUGUCUGCUUCCUCUUUGCACAAAAAAAAAGGCAAAGAAAACUUUUAAGGGGCGAAAAAGGCAAACGUGAAUAAUUUAAAACGAGUAAGCUAAGCGAGAGGCAACUGGGCCAUAAAACGUUGUUGUUGUUUUUUUCAGAGGAGAAAGGGAUGCAGGUGAAGAGGGCGAAGGUAAAGGUGAAGAAAAAAAGGCUUAGAGAAAAAGUUUUUGUUCUGUUUGUAUCCAAUCAGCCUUUGUCAAAAUCAAACCUGCCACUUGCACAAUGUUGCUUUUAACCCCCCCUCUCCAAAAGGAUAUACUAAAGCACAGUAUUAACCAACUCAGCAAUCUUGUAUUAAUUUGGUCUUCAUCACAUCUACUCCACACACACCCAUCCACCUCAACGCACAUCAGUGUCUUUGUGAAAGUCAAAUCAGUACGCUGUGUAGCUGCGUGUGUGAAAUAGUCUCUUUUACUCCUAAAAGUCUAUUUUUGUGACUUGCAUGAUGUUCUUAGGAAUUUGCCAAAGGAAGCUAUUAUACAGUAGCAUGUUUUCACAGUCUGAGUGACCACAGUUGUUAUGCCCUCUUGCCAAACAGAUGACGACUGCUGGUGGUGAGCUGCCCUUUAAUACAGGUGGCUGUUCGUCUUUGGCACUAAGGCAUAUUGGUUUUGUGGCUCCCUAACUUAAGGCUCUUUCAAGUUGAACCCUUAUCUUCCACCGGGGGAGACUAACUUUGCUCCUACUUGUAUUUGUGUUGUUGCACAAAGAUAAUAACAUAGAGGAGGGGGGGAAAAAGGAAAGAGGGGUGAUAAAAAAAGACACUCAUGGUCCUAGGUAUUGAAUGUGCGUUGCCGUUUUCAAAAACCCUAGCGGUUCAGUCUGAGAGAAAGGUGCCAAAACUGAGAGCGAACGUGUGCCCUGGACGAAGGUGGGGCGGCAAAAAUCACAAAUGUUUUGACAAUAUAUUUAGUAAUAGAGCUAUGCAGUUGAAAUGUUAUUUGCUGUAAAUAGUUUCACAACAUUUGUGUUCUUUAGAAGAGACUUUUAAAUGUCCUCGAAAGAUUGCAUGGUACAUUAUAACUACAGUUCAGUACAAACUAUAUAGAGACUAUAUUAGAUAUAUAUUUUGAGGGUAAGAAUAAGAUGUUUUCGAGCAAAAUGAGGGCAGCAGAAGGAGGGUUUGAGAAACAAAGUGACGUUAUACCACUUGCACUUGAUUUAGAAAAGUGUGCCCGGCAAUAAUAUAUAUUUUUUUCUUUUUUAAAAUCUCCUGCUGAUUAUGCUAUUCAUGGCUCAUUAGCAGUCGAGAGGCUAAGCUAAUUCCCUCUCCGAGUCCUAAAGAGUGUGGACUCAUUGAAUCCACACUGCGAACACAGUCUACCCUGAUCAACCUCGUUUCCUGCUCAUUUUCUCAUUUGUGCAUUUUUUCUUUCCUUCCUUUCUUCCAUAUGAAAUACUCCAACAAACACCCCUAGCCUGCCUUGAUUGACAAACACAGCUGCUGUUCAUAAACUUGUCAUACCAACCGAGACGGAGGAGACAGAUACGUUGUAUGCUCUCACCCGUCCUGUUUUCUAUUCAACCCCACCCCGCAUCUCAUCUUUGUUGUUUUCCCAGAGUUGUUUUGAUCUUUAUCACCAGUUGGACCUCUUUCUUUUCAACAACUGCUGCCUUUCUUUGUAGAUCUUUUUUAUUAUGUGCUCGAUAUCCUGUUCAAGGUGUGAGAAAGAAAAAAAAAUCACCAACAACUAUAUUAAAAUUGAGGUCUAUUUGGUUUUCAGUUUUACACGCCAAUGCCGCCUGAUUUUUUUUUUUUUUUUAACAAACAAAAGGAAAAAACUAUCAUACGGUUGGUACUCCAUUCCUUUGUACCUUUCCAAUGUCAUUGUUGGGGAUUAAGAAACAAGAUCUGUGCUUUUUUGUUAGUUUGUUUAGAUAUUGCAAAAAGAAAAAAAAUCUCAUUUAAAAGGUUCCCUUUAUAGAUAUAUUUAUUUUGAAGUUCUAUUUUAUAUAGUAUUUAUUUAGAUGCCAACUUUUGUUUGUGAAGAAAGCUUAUGUUGAAAUGGAAUGUACAUUGACAAUGGAAAUAUAUAUUGUUAAAUAUA